Molecule: messenger RNA, 1422 nt
Organism: Oncorhynchus kisutch (coho salmon)
Lineage: Eukaryota; Metazoa; Chordata; Actinopteri; Salmoniformes; Salmonidae
Product: retinal rod rhodopsin-sensitive cGMP 3',5'-cyclic phosphodiesterase subunit delta
Exons: 5
Coding region: 309-779 (156 amino acids)
Biological process (GO): sensory perception of light stimulus
Cellular component (GO): cytoplasm
Source: RefSeq, a predicted model, not a curated record
AGACGCCCGGUUUCAUUUGUUGUUUUGCGUGUUGCUUUGCUACCGCGCAAGGUGUUCGGACGAAUUAGCUGUCAAUCUCCGACCAAAAAUAUAUUUAGGGUAGGUUGAUUAAGGGAUCAGUACUGUAGCAGUUCCCAGUGAGAUUAAUUCUGGGUCUGUUAGAGGUUAAUGUGAUAGAGUCAUUGGACUUUAUGCCAGUUUCAGGAGCAUUUACAUUAGCUUGGUAAAGCUAACUAACUGUACAGUAACAUCACAAGCAACCUCAGUUUUUUUUUAGCAGGUUUUUUUCUACGCUCACGAAAUUGAAGAUGUCUGACUCCGACAUAAUGUCUUCAGCCGAAGACAGAGCCAAGGAGAUUCUGAAGGGGUUUAAGCUAAACUGGAUGAACUUGCGUGAUGCUGAGACUGGGAAGGUGCUGUGGCAGGGAACGGAGGAUCUGUCUCUUCCUGGGGUCGAACAUGAAGCUCGAGUCCCCAAGAAAAUUCUCAAGUGCAAAGCUGUGUCCAGAGAGCUAAAUUUCUCUUCAUCAGAAAAACUGGAAAAGUUCCGCCUUGAGCAGAAAGUCUUCUUCAAAGGCCAGUGUUUAGAAGAAUGGUUCUUUGAGUUUGGCUUUGUGAUUCCCAACUCCACAAACACAUGGCAGUCUUUGAUAGAGGCGGCUCCUGAGUCGCAGAUGAUGCCUGCAAAUGUUUUAACUGGAAAUGUUGUUAUAGAGACCAAGUUCUUUGAUGACGAUCUUCACGUCAGCACCUCCCGAGUACGACUUUUCUACGUCUGAAGAAGAACGAACAACUUUACUUUUUUUUCUUAUUUUUUUCUAUUAAUCCUUGAAGUGAUGAGGGGGGGGGGGGGGAGAACAGGACCACCAUACACAACUGAUUGUUGUUAUCCAAUGGUCACUGGAAGCUGAGUUCGACGGAGUGCGUUUCUCUUUACAGGGGGGGGGGGAACAGGACCACCAUACACAACUGAUUGUUGUUAUCCAAUGGUCACUGGAAGCUGAGUUCGACGGAGUGCGUUUCUCUUUACAGUGACGGGUGACGGCAGUACUAAAAGGGAACAAUGCAGGAAGAAACUGACAUCCAACCAAGUCAUCAAGAUCACACUGGCUUCUUGGCAGACAAUACUUUUUGUAUGUAAAUAUAUAUAUAUAUGGGCAAAGAUGAUGCUCAUGGCAAGAAACCAUGUAAAUUAUUUUAUUUGUACAUUCAUUAUUUUCCCCUUGUCAUUCCAGAAGUGUCACCCUGCGAUGUACACAGCUCCAUUGUCACCUUGUGUUUUUGAUGUUUGCUUUCAGUUGAUGUUGUGGUUGCUGAUAUUGUCAUUGUUUGGAUUUUUUUUUUUUAAUAGUUGUUACUAAUCUUGUAAAAUAGGCUGUGUUUAUUACUACACGAAUUAUGGAUUAAAAUAUGUUCACUACA